AUCUGCCACGGCCUUAACCUAACUUAAACAAAAAUUUAAAAACAUAAACAAUACCCAAAUCAACUUAAAUAUACUUUCAGCAAUAUUUAAAUAUAUUACAUUACAUAUUAAAACGAUGUUCUAAUAUAAAUAAAAACAUGACGGAAGAACGCCUGGUAACCGAAGUGCCCAGCAGCUUAAAGCAACUGGCCCGAUUGGUAGUACGAGGCUUUUACACUAUUGAGGAUGCCCUGAUUGUAGAUAUGCUGGUCCGUAAUCCUUGCAUGAAAGAGGAUGACAUUUGCGAACUCCUAAAAUUCGAAAGAAAAAUGCUUAGGGCUCGAAUCGCAUUGCUAAAAAAUGAUAAAUUUAUCCAAGUUCGACUUCGAAUGGAAACUGGUGCUGAUGGCAAGUCACAGAAAGUCAAUUACUACUUUAUCAACUAUAAAAGUUUUGUGAAUGUAGUUAAGUAUAAACUGGAUUUGAUGAGGAAGAGGCUCGAAACAGAGGAGAGAGAUGCCACUAGCAGGGCAAGCUUUAAAUGUCUUGCAUGUUUAAAAACAUUUACAGAUCUUGAAGCUGAUCAACUAUUUGACUUUCUCACUGGUGAAUUUCGUUGCACGUAUUGCCGUGAGGUAGUAGAAGAAGACUCCUCUGCACUUCCAAAAAAAGACUCCAGACUUCUUCUAGCAAAGUUUAAUGAACAACUAGAACCUCUAUAUAUACUGUUGCGUGAAGUGGAGGGUAUUAAAUUGGCUCCAGAAGUCCUAGAGCCUGAACCAGUGGACAUCAGCACCAUCAGAGGAUUAGAUAAGAAGAACCCUAAUAUCACAUCACAGGAAUGGUCUGGGGAGGCUACCAGGAAUGCUGGAUUUGCUGUUGAGGAAGCUCGGGUGGAUAUCACCAUUGGUGAGGAAACAAGUGUGGCACCAGUAGCCCAUAAAGAAGCACCAAUAUGGAUGACUGAGUCUACAGUUAUCACUAAUAUCCCUCAAGAUGAAACAGGUAAAAAUGAAGACCAGGAUGAAGAUGCUCCAUCUCAAUCUAAGAGCAAUAAUGAUGAUAUUAUGAGUGUGUUACUAAUGCAUGAGAAAAAAGGUGGAAGUAAUCAAACAACCAAUGCAGUUAAAGGACUGGGUCAGAAUGAUUCUGACUCAGACGCUGAAGAAUUUAAUGAAGUUAAAGCUGCCAUGGAUGAGGUGGAGAUGAUGGAUAGUGAUGAGGAUGAAGAUGACAGCAUCCCAACUGUGCAUGUUGGAAAUAAAACAUAUUUGAUUACUGAGAUCAAUGAUGGAAUUAUCAGUGAGAUGAGUCAGUCUGAGAAAGAAUUGUAUGUGCAAGUGUUUCAGGAUUAUUAUUCUCAUAUGAAUUAUUAGCGUUAAGCAUAAAAUUAGGAUGAUAUGUUUAUUUUUACAAUAAAGUGUUAAAUUUAA
This is a messenger RNA of Anthonomus grandis grandis, 1412 nucleotides long. RefSeq names its product general transcription factor IIE subunit 1 (gene TfIIEalpha). The coding region runs from base 138 to 1355 and encodes 405 amino acids. Gene Ontology annotation, biological process: transcription open complex formation at RNA polymerase II promoter; transcription initiation at RNA polymerase II promoter. NCBI's taxonomy places the organism in Eukaryota, Metazoa, Arthropoda, Insecta, Coleoptera, Curculionidae. Gene Ontology annotation, cellular component: transcription factor TFIIE complex. The transcript has a single exon. The record is from RefSeq and is a predicted model, not a curated record.